CACGGUCCUAUCAUGCAGGUGUAGGUGUCGGCAACUGUCACACGCUUAGGCGGACUCUCGACCCCGGCAUCGUGUGAAGGCAUGAUCAGACUAUGGGACGCCAGCUUAGGGGUGGCGCUGCGGACGCUCGAGGGCCAUUCGUCCGGGGUCACUGCCCUGGCCUUCUCACCAGAGGGCAAGCUAUUACCGUCGGCAUCGCUCGACAGAACAGUAAGGCUGUGGGACUUGGAUUUAGAAGCUGCCACAUGAAUUAAAUAUGCUGGUAUACUAAGGAGCUUAUGGUCGAGUCUCGCGUUUCUGCCAAGAACUUAUACCUAUAUACCUUUAGACGCGAU
Mytilinidion resinicola is the source of this 335-nucleotide messenger RNA. RefSeq lists its product as uncharacterized. Lineage: Eukaryota; Fungi; Ascomycota; Dothideomycetes; Mytilinidiales; Mytilinidiaceae. The transcript has a single exon. The coding region runs from base 82 to 249 and encodes 55 amino acids. The record is from RefSeq and is a predicted model, not a curated record. Gene Ontology annotation, molecular function: protein binding.